This is a messenger RNA of Hymenoscyphus albidus, 2320 nucleotides long. The record is from the annotation of a GenBank genome assembly. Lineage: Eukaryota; Fungi; Ascomycota; Leotiomycetes; Helotiales; Helotiaceae.
CCCGUCAGAUUUGCAUUGGGUACUUGACUUGUAACCACUGACUCUGUCGCGCGUGCGGAAAGGGGAAAGCCAGCGCAUCAUUCCUCCAUUCAGUUAACCCGGAUCCAAGCUCCCACUGCUCUGCCACUGCCAUUGCCUGCAGCCAAAGUCAAAGCCAUGGCUACAAAUAAUAUGCACAACCUGACUACGCUCAUCAAAAGGUACCGUCAUACCCAUACCUCUUUCCUCCCAUAACCCAUAUCCCAAAUCCCAAAUCCCACCAACCCACCAACCCACCAAGCCCUACCUACCUACCUAGCUCUCCGCAGCGACCUCCAUACACCUACUUGAGUACAAAGUACCAAUACCUACGUGCACAACUUAUUAUUCUUACUAAACUUAUUAUUCUUACUACUACAUUAUCCAUCCAUCAUGGACGACAAAAUCGUACCGACCGUCUCCCGCGCUGAGCUGACAUCCAUCAUUACCAGACUCGAAGCAGCAACCUCCCGGCUGGAGGAUAUAGCUUCCUCCACCAUCGCUGAGCCUCAAGGGGUAAACGGUGCCGCUCCAUCACCUGCACCAACAGGUCCUCUCCCUCCCCCUCCGGUCGCAGGUGCACCGGCUGCCUCAAAGUCCGUCCAGGAGGAUAUCCCGGAGUUCGUCGAGGACUUUGAUCUAUUCAUUCAGGGACCAGUGAAGAAAUUUGUGGCAUUGAGCGAUGCAAUCGGAGGCCCAAUCUCAGAGCAGGUACGCUACACGGGAGGUGUUGGGCGGAUAUAGGACUGAUGAGGGUUGUAGGCUGCUGGUGUCCUGCGGGCCUUUAUGGGUCAAAGAAAAUUCCUUCUCAUCACGGCAAAAGCGAAGAAACCUGCUAUGGAUUCCCCAAUGUUUAUGGAGUUGCUCAAGCCUCUGCAAGAAGCCAUCUCGGACGUAAACGAAGUCCGCGACAAGAAUCGCUCAAAGAAGGAAAUCUGGCACCAUCUGAGUGCCGUCUCAGAAAGUAUUUCGGUUAUUGCCUGGGUGACUUUAGAAUCUAAACCGGCAAAGAUGAUUGAGGAUUGUUUGCCUUCUGCGGAAUACUGGGGUAAUCGAGUAUUGAAGGAGUUCAAGGAAUCGUAAAUAUGCCUACGCAGAAAUGAGAUGAUGGGAGGCUGACAAAAAGCAUAGUGACCCUAAGCAAGUCGAAUGGAUCCAAGCAUACUACCAGAUAUUCAAGAUUCUAAAGGAAUACAUUGUAGAGACUUUCCCUCAUGGUGUUCCUUGGAAUCCCAAGGGCCAACCUCUGGAAGAAGUAGUCAAAGGCUUUGAGCAACCAUCUAAAGGAGCACCACCUCCUCCCCCACCUGGACCACCCCCACCACCAGCAAGAUUUGAUGAGCCUGCGAAACCCGCACCUGCCCCUGAAGUUGGGGGUCUCGAUGCCGUGUUCAGCGAAUUAAACAAGGGCGAGGCGGUUACCAAGGGGCUCAGAAAGGUCAACCCUGACCAAAUGACCCACAAGAAUCCCUCAUUAAGAGCUGGUGCAUCUGUUCCAACACGCAGUGAUAGUAGUGCUAGCUUGACAUCGAGAGCCAAGUCUCCGGCUGCGCCUAGCAAGAAGCCAAAACCUGAAGGAAUGCGAACCAAGAAGCCUCCUGUCAAGCGAUUGGAAGGCAAUAAGUGGAUCAUCGUAAGCGUCACCUCAUUCAAACAUGAGAACUUGCGUGCUAACAAAUCUAGGAAAACUAUGAUAACGAGCCAAACCCUAUUGAGAUCCAUGCCGAAAUUUCUCACUCAAUCCUCGUCAGCCGCUGUACCAAAACCACAAUAAUGGUGAAAGGCAAAGCAAACGCCAUUUCUAUUGACAACUGCCCUCGUCUAUCACUGAUUAUUGAGUCCCUCGUCUCAUCGAUUGAUGUCAUCAAGGCUAGCAACUUCGGACUCCAAGUCACGGGCACUCUGCCAACGAUUAUGAUGGACCAAGUGGAUGGUGCGCAAAUCUAUCUUGGAAAGGAAAGCAUGAAAACCGAGGUCUUCUCUAGCAAAUGUUCGAGUAUCAAUCUCCUACUGCUGGAAGAUGACGAUGAGGACUAUAAGGAAGUGGCGUUGCCAGAACAGAUCCGAAGCUAUAUUGGUGAUGAUGGAAAGGUGGCUAGUGAGAUUGUCGAGCAUGCCGGUUAGGGGAGAGAUUUCGCUCGUUAAAUCUUGAGGAUGGAGUGGUAUGUAGGCUGAGAAGAGUUGUAAUAUAAAAGUGUCUGUUGCGGCUACGGCUUGGUUUUUGGCCAGAUGGUAUACUGAAUGCGUAGAGCGAAAUGCAGAAGAAGCUUUUCAGAUGUAGUGCAAUCUAUGCUAUCUUGUU